Messenger RNA from Aspergillus tanneri, 1446 nucleotides. RefSeq names its product pyridoxal phosphate-dependent aminotransferase. Bases 1 to 1446 code for a protein of 481 amino acids. Gene Ontology annotation, molecular function: pyridoxal phosphate binding. Gene Ontology annotation, biological process: biosynthetic process. NCBI's taxonomy places the organism in Eukaryota, Fungi, Ascomycota, Eurotiomycetes, Eurotiales, Aspergillaceae. The transcript is spliced from 4 exons. The record is from RefSeq and is a predicted model, not a curated record.
AUGUCCUUCUCGGGCCGCCGUGUGAGUAUCCUGCGUCCAUCCAACCGGCGAUUCUCUCUCGGCAAAGAAUUGUCGGAGAAUGAACUCCGGUCGGAAACUCACCGUCAAUUCCGCUCGGCCCACGAAGGCCACCGUCCACACGCCGGCCUGGAUGCCUCGCGAGCCUCAACUGGUGUAGUCUGGUGUACCGAACGUGCGACAGAGCAUGGUUAUGGCGAAGAUCCGGCUUCCUGGGCCAACCUGGGUCAGGGCGCCCCCGAAGCCGAUGACGAGAUCGAAGGAAGCUUUCCGCGACCGACGAGUAUUCCCAUCACCUCUGCUGCCCGCGAAUACGGCCCCACAGCCGGCAUCAAGCCUCUGCGUGCGGCCGUCGCUCGUCUAUACAAUGAGCACUAUCGUCAAGGCAAGGAGAGCCAGUAUACCUGGGAGAAUGUCUGCAUCGUCCCCGGUGGUCGUGCUGGGUUGAUCCGAAUUGCUGCCAUCCUGGGCAACUCGUACCUGUCCUUCCCCAUUCCCGACUACUCGGCCUACUCGGAGAUGUUGAGCUUGUUCAAGAACAUUGCUCCGAUCCCUAUGCCCCUCGCCCAGGACGACCACUACCACAUUCACCCCGACAAGAUCGCCGAGGAGAUCGCCCGUGGAACGUCGGUGCUGCUUACCUCGAACCCCCGGAAUCCCACGGGACACUUUGUCUCUCACGAGGAAUUGGCUCGGAUUCAGGACAUCUGCCGAGAUCGUGCGACCCUGAUCCUGGAUGAAUUCUACGGCGGCUACAACUACACCACCGACUGUGAUGGAAGCACGAUCAGUGGUGCUUCGAAUGUGGUGGACGUCAACAAGGACGAUGUACUUCUGAUCGACGGUCUCACCAAGCGCUUCCGUCUUCCCGGCUGGCGAAUCGCUUGGGUGGUUGGCCCCAAGGAAUUCAUUGAUGCCCUGGGUUCGGCCGGGUCCUAUCUGGACGGUGGUGCCAACGCUCCCUUCCAGGAGGCGGCGAUCCCUAUGCUUGAGCCGUCUCUGGUGCGUGCCGAGAUGAAGGCACUGCAGCAGCAUUUCCGCGACAAGCGUGAUUUCGUCCUGAAGCGUCUGUCUGAGAUUGGAUUCCGCGUCCAGGACGUCCCGCAGGCCACCUUCUACAUCUGGCUAGACCUAACAUCCAUCGAGCCCCCUCUUCCAGCCAAGGCAAACAUCUCUGACGGUCUGAACUUCUUCAACGCUCUCUUGACCGAGAAAGUCAUUGUGGUGCCGGGAAUCUUCUUUGACCUGAACCCGGCGAAGAGACGCGACCUGUUUGAUAGUCCCUGCCAUCAUUUCGUGCGUCUGAGCUACGGCCCCAAGAUGGACGUCCUCAAGAGGGGUUUGGAUGGCAUUGAGAGAGUGAUCCGGCGGGCUCGGGGAGAGGCCACGCAGCAGUGGGAAGACGAGGUGGCCAUCCAGGACGAUUGA